This is a messenger RNA of Geodia barretti, 3532 nucleotides long. NCBI's taxonomy places the organism in Eukaryota, Metazoa, Porifera, Demospongiae, Tetractinellida, Geodiidae. The record is from the annotation of a GenBank genome assembly.
GAGGCGGGGCCGUAUUGUGGUGCGCACUAAAAAUAUAAAUUCUAGCUCUACCUCUGCUAAUGAAUCCGAGCUCCCGUGCGCCUCUCCAGAGGCAGUUGGCCGUAGAGAUAUCCACCAGAUGUGUCCUUCUUAUCAUUCUUUAUGGACUAGAGUUCGCUCGCCCGUUUCAACGUGUUAUAAAAGAAGAGGAGCUCUGGUUAUACAAGAACCCGCUAGUUCCCGAGAGACUGCCCGUGACCCUCUUACUGACAGUGGGGAUUGGUGUGCCAGUGGCGUUCGUGUUCCUCCACUACCUCACCACUGGAGACAGACUGGACCUGGUUCAUGCCCUGCUAACAAUUUCCCUUACGGUCCUCCUGACUGGGAUUAUCACUGACCUCAUAAAGGUCUCAGUGGGAAGGUGGUUCAUUUUGGACGCCUCUAACGGAAGUGUGUGUCGAUCUUACUCCUCGCAGACCACGGCCGGAUUUCUACUACCGUUGUUUCCCGGACGGUCAGGUGUCGUCUGACUUGGUUUGUCUCGGUGAGGCAGAUGUGGUCGAGAAAGGAAGGAAAAGCUUUCCCAGUGGCCACUCCGCAUGGGCAUUUAGCUGCGGUGGAUUCCUGAGCCUCUACCUGAGUGGGAAACUGCAUCUGUUUGGUCCGCAGGGGAGGGGGCAGGCCUGGCGUCUCUGUGCGUUCCUCACUCCCCUCCUGACGUCCUGUGUUGCAUCCCUCACCAGACUCCAGGACCACAAACACCACUGGGAAGAUGUGGUGGCUGGUUGCGUAAUAGGUGUGGUGGUGAGUCUACUAUGCUACCUGCAGUACUACCCCAGUCCCCUUAGUCCUCACUGUGACUCUCCACUCACUAACAAUGGUGCCUACCACUUGGCCCUAUGGACUCCACACACCAGGAAGAAAUACUACGCAACUCCGCCUGCUCUAAACGCCGUGUAGAGCAGAAACCUUUCAUCUAUAUAUCCUCCUGGUUUAUGACAUGAUUAUAAAGAAUAUUCAAGACACGGAGAAAGUUUCUGCACUUGUUCUGGCUGAGCCGCGUCAAGCUUAAGAAUGCCACGCCUCACAGUUUUCCAGUCAAGGGAGAGGGAAGGGAGUAUGUUGUGGACGAUGUGGCAGUGGUCUCACUCAUCGCCGUUCAGAUUCUGGAGCUGUGCCUGCAGCACUGAUGUCUGCUCCACACUGCACAAAACAGGGAAGUGUGCAGUUCACUAGAGUAUAGAGUGGAAACUAAUACUACAUACCUUCUUCCAACUUCAUGGGCUCUGCAAGAAAAACAGUAGUGAAGGAAUGAAAGUUUGAAAUAUCAGGCCUACUGGUCCAGAGAUCUCUCCACAAGUUUUUCGAUAUGUCGAAGAUUCUGAGGAGGACAAUGUGAUAGGUGCAACACUUUUCACUGGUCGACAGCUCACGUUCAGAGUAUUUUCCAUCGUUCCUUCCUGGGCUGCCAUUCUCUUGGCAGCCUUGAGCAACACCUGAGUAAAAGAGCCGUCGUAGCUACCGGGCAGAACAGUCAUUAUGUCUCUUACCUCUCUAGAUCCCGAGCGCUGGCACAAACUCCUGAACAGCUUGCCGCUCUCUGAUACGUUCUGCUCAAUGAGUUGAGUCAGUCUCGCCUUCGUAGCGUUGCUGGGCUGUUUCCCUGGACCGCCCUCCCCCGACGUGCUAAACAAAUCCGCCAUUUUGUUUCGCUACGGACGGGGUCAAAGUGCCUGCAAAAAUUAGACGCUGCGAAAAAGGUAAAGAUGUCGUCGACAGUGGCCGCUCAGAAGUUAACCAGGGAAGACUGGCGGAAGAAGAAGGAACUAGAGGAGGCCAGAAAGGCCGGUACGGCGCCGGCAGAGGUCGACGAAGAGGGGAGAGACAUCAACCCGCACAUACCGCAGUACAUCAGUCAGGCGCCGUGGUAUGUGAGCCUGGGUCGGCCAAGUCUGACACAUCAGAGGCCCCAGGAGGAGAAGCAGAGACAAUUCAGUACCAUCAGCGAGUGGUACAAGAAGGGUGUGAAGGAGGGACCCAAAGCCACCAAGUUCAGAGAUGGAGCCUGUGAGAACUGUGGCUCCAUGACACACAAGAAGAAAGACUGUUUGGAGAGACCACGCAAGACUGGAGCCAAGUACACGGGGAAGGAUAUCGCCCCAGAUGAGCAUGUACAACCUCAGCUCUCCUUUGACUGGGACGCAAAGAGGGACCGAUGGAACGGGUACAAUCCAGACAGCCACAAGGAGGUGGUGGAGGAGUACAAGAAGAUAGAGAUGGCCAAGAGGAAGCUGAAGGAGGAGAUGUUGGAGGGGGUUCUGUCGGGGAAACUACCAGAGUCGGCCAUCGUCAAGGAGGACAGUGACGACAGUGAGGAUGAGGAGAAAUACGCCGACCAGGCAGACAUGUGGGGACAGAAGUUUGACUCCAAGACUCGGACCACCGUCAGGAACCUGAGGAUCCGCGAGGACACCGCCAAGUACCUCUUCAACCUGGACAUCAACUCGGCCUACUACGACCCCAAGACACGCUCCAUGCGAGAAAACCCGUUCAAUUCCAACGCAGGACCUGACACCGCCAAGUACCCUGGGGAGAACUUUGUCCGACACACUGGCGACAUCAAGAAGUUUGCUCAUGCACAGAUGUUUGCAUGGGAGGCAUAUGAGCAUGGCUCUGACAUCCACCCCCUGGCUGACCCCACAAAGCUGGAGCUCAUGCACAGUGAGUUCAAGAACAAGAAGGAGAACUUCAAGGGAGAGCAAAAGAAGAGUAUCCUCGAGAGGUACGGAGGGGAGGAGCACCUGGAUGCCCCUCCCAAGGCACUACUUCUAGCACAGACGGAGGAGUAUGUUGAGUAUUCUCGACUGGGGAACGUGGUGAGAGGCCAGGAGAAGGCAGUGGCCAAGUCAAAGUACGAUGAGGACGUGUACGUCAACAACCACGCCUCGGUGUGGGGAUCCUUCUGGCGAGAGGGACAGUGGGGCUACGCCUGCUGCCACUCCCUCGUCAAACUCUCCUACUGCACUGGAGAGACCGGGAAACUGGCACAACUGUCUUCUCAGUUUACGGUGGUGUCAGAGAGUAAGGGGGAGAGGGACGAAGAAGAAGAAGGUGAGGGGGAAGAAGAGGCUCAGAUGUCUCUGUUGGAGCAGCACAAGGCCAAACUGGAGGCCAGUGGGAAGAAGAAGAAGAAGGAGAAGGGGAAAGAGAGAGACGAGCAGGAGGCAGAGAAAGCUGCAGUGAGAGAAGAGAAGAUCAGAAAGGCAAUGGUUGAGCAGGAGCGAAAAGAGAAGGAGGUGGAUGCAAUGAUGACCAUUGAAGAGAGGAAACGCCCCUAUCACUCCAUGCGGGCUGAAUCUGGACGCGAGCCGACAGAAGAAGAAAUGGAGGCUUUCCGACUGAAGAGAAGAAGAGCUGAUGACCCCAUGGCUAAAUUCCUCAAAUAACUCUCUCAAUUUAACCCCACACCCCGGUUGUUCUGUCACCCGAUUAUGUCAUGAACUUUUUGCUUUAUAUGUGCUAAAAUACCAUUGGACGUAUUUGCCUGGCAGGA